Molecule: messenger RNA, 1895 nt
Organism: Loa loa (African eye worm)
Lineage: Eukaryota; Metazoa; Nematoda; Chromadorea; Rhabditida; Onchocercidae
Product: ATP-binding cassette subfamily E
Exons: 13
Coding region: 36-1895 (619 amino acids)
Biological process (GO): ribosomal subunit export from nucleus; translational termination; translational initiation
Molecular function (GO): ribosomal small subunit binding; ATP hydrolysis activity; iron ion binding
Source: RefSeq, a predicted model, not a curated record
UUCAGAUUGCUUCCUGGACAACGAAUUAAGGCGAAAUGAAUCGUUUACGGAAGCAGCAGGAGGAGACGGAUAAAAUGACGCGUAUUGCUAUCGUUGAAAAGGAUCGUUGUAAGCCAAAAAAUUGUGGUCUUGCAUGCAAGAAAUCAUGUCCUGUUGUGCGAAUGGGGAAGCAGUGCAUUGUCGUGGAAAGCAAUUCUAAAAUGGCGGAGAUAUCCGAAACUUUAUGCAUUGGCUGCGGUAUCUGUGUGAAGAAAUGUCCUUAUGAAGCAAUAAAAAUUAUAAAUUUGCCUAGCAAUUUGGCCAAAGAUACAACUCAUCGAUUUAGUAAAAAUUCCUUCAAAUUGCAUCGAUUGCCAACGCCGCGUACUGGAGAAGUGCUAGGUCUUGUUGGCACAAAUGGAAUUGGGAAGUCGACAGCACUUAAAAUUCUGGCUGGGAAGUUAAAACCCAAUCUUGGAAAAUUUGAAUCUCCUCCUGAUUGGCCAUCAAUCUUGACAUAUUUUCGUGGUUCAGAGUUGCAAAAUUACUUCACGAAAAUAUUAGAAGACAAUUUGAAAGCCGUUGCAAAACCACAAUAUGUUGAUCAAAUUCCGAAGGCAGCGAAAGGACAAGUGCAGGAAUUGUUGAAAAAAAAGUGCGACCGAGAAAACAUGUUGCAAAUUUGCGAAGAGUUAGAGCUCAGUGGUGUUAAGGACCGAAUGCUCGAUCAGUUAUCUGGCGGAGAACUUCAGCGUUUUGCAAUAGCGAUGUGUGUUGUACAGCAUGCUGAUGUUUACAUGUUCGAUGAACCAUCCAGCUAUUUGGAUGUAAAACAGCGCUUGAAAGCAGCUAAAAUUAUUCGAGAUUUAGUAACACCCCAUAAUUAUGUUAUUGUCGUAGAACAUGAUUUGGCUGUACUGGAUUAUCUCUCUGAUUAUGUAUGCUGUCUGUAUGGUAUGCCAGGAGUCUAUGGCGUUGUAACAUUGCCAUCUGGUGUUAGGGAAGGCAUUAAUAUAUUCUUGGAUGGUUUCAUUCCAACUGAAAAUAUGCGGUUCAGAGAUUCUGAAUUAUCCUUCAAAGUUACUGAUCAAGCGGAGAAAGAAGUGGUUAAACGGACAGCUCGUUAUACAUAUCCAUCGUUUACUAAACAUAUAGGGAACUUUGAAUUAAAAGUUGAAGGUGGCGAAUUUACCGAUUCUGAAAUCGUUGUCAUGCUUGGAGAAAAUGGUACUGGAAAAACAACAAUGAUUAGGAUUCUUGCUGGUAAUCUACAGGUUGAUGAUGAUUUAACGGAAAUUCCACGACUGAAUAUAUCUUACAAACCGCAAAAGAUUAGUCCAAAAUCACAAUGUUCUGUGCGGCAUCUUUUAUAUGAAAAAAUACCGGAUAUGGUUAACCAUGCACAAUUUAAGACGGAUGUCUUGUCACCGUUAAUGAUUGAUGAUUUGCUCAACCUUGAAGUACAACAUUUGUCCGGCGGUGAAUUGCAACGGGUCGCAUUAGCUUUAUGUCUUGGAAAAGUGGCUGAUGUUUAUCUGAUCGAUGAACCAAGUGCAUAUCUUGAUUCAGAACAGCGGUUACAUGCUGCCAAAGUUAUAAAAGUGCUUAUUCUAAUUUUGCUAAUCAACAGGUUCAUAUUACAUGCGAAGAAAACGGCAUUCGUUGUUGAACAUGAUUUCUUGAUGGGAACAUAUCUUGCUGAUCGUGUGAUAGUUUUUGAAGGGACACCGUCAAAAUCAGCUACUGCACAGUCACCGCAAUCGCUUUUGGAAGGUAUGAACCGAUUCUUGCGGCUUUUAGAUAUAACAUUUCGACGUGAUAAAGAUAAUUAUCGGCCACGUAUCAACAAGAAAGAUUCUGUGAAAGAUAUGGAGCAGAAAAAGAGUGGGAAUUACUUCUUCUUAGAUGUAGAUUAA